UCUGCCUUGACAAAUCAUUUAUUUUGAAGCACAACCAUAGGUACUACACACAAGUGCAAUUCCAAAUGUAUAUUUUAGAAGUGCAGUACAGUGAUUUUGUAAUUGCCACUGACGUUAACAAAAAAAUCAUCAGAGUUUCAUAUAAUCACCAGUUCUGCAACAAUCUGGCUUCAUUGUCAAAAAGGUUCUUUUUCGACAAUGUGCUCCCUGAAAUUAUCACCAAAAAACUUUAUUCAGAGCGAGCACAAUCUACAACAAGUGAUGAAGAUUUAUGGUGUGUCUGUGGCAAGAAAACCUCUGGAAAGAUGAUUAUCUGCGCAGGAAACUCAUGUAGGAUUAACAAAUUUCACUACAAAUGUGUUGACCUACAAAGGAAGCCAAGGAAAGAAUGGUUUUGCUUGAAUUGCUCCACCAAGUGAAGUACGCUGGCCUGUUGUCAAUGGAAAACUGUUUGAUGACAAAUGUGAUGAUAAGAAUUCUAAAAAUUUACCGAUUAACUAAUUUUUGAAAAGUUCAGUUAUUUUUUUCAUAAGUAAGUAAGUUCUUUUGCAUAAAUCAAAUUAUGAAUUUGAUAGUUUGUUGGUUCAGCAAGACUAAAGCAUUAUUUUCAUCCUAUUCCUUCAAGGAAUUAUGUUUCAUUUCUAGGGUUUUUGUUUCUGAUUUUAUUAUUUCUGAUUAUGCUUCUCUUUUCAAUGAAAUGCUGUUUCCUUGUGAUAUAUUAUUUUUUCAGAAUUAACAAAGGCCUGCUUUUAAAAGAGAAUCAUCCUAUAUUUUCAGUAGUUCAUUCUCUGUUAUUCUCCUAUAAAAAAUUCUGGAAUUUGGAGCAUGAUUUGCAGCUAUUAAUUUAAUUCAAGCAACCUAGUUAAAACAUUCAAAGAUCAGGCUACCUAGUUAAGUAACAAUACUUUCAGUCAGGCAAUCUUCUAACAUAUCUUGUAUAAAAGAGGGAAUAUGUCUCGAAAAAUGUGUUGAUCAGCAGCUUAGAAAAAUGUGUGCCUUUUGGGCUUCAAUUUUGCCCCUACUACUAUCCCUGAUUCAGCACAUUCAUUUAACUAUCUGAUAAUACAUAGAAUUGUAAUCUUACAUGUCAUUAAAAAUGUGGAUUCGGUGCAUUCGGUGUCAAAACUGCCAGGAGGUGAAUAUGUUCCGGGUGACUUUUCCCUGAGAAAAUUGUGAAGAACACAGCAUGCAAAAAUGAUCUUCUCUACGUUUUUGGAUGAAAGCAAAAUCAGGGAUAGUAAUACACGAAAAUGAUUCGCCAGUAUACUGAACGCGUUUUCCACUACUGGCCUCGCCCUGAACAAACGGUAGUUGAAAAUUGGCUUUUCCUUUGAAAGACCUUGGAAGGGUUAUGGUUUUAGCAUGUUGACUUUCAGAGGGAAAGCAUCAUCAGCAACCAUUGCAUAUGGCAGCAAUGUUUCACAAUCCUCCAUUGAAUGAGGGCAAGGCAAAGUGAGAUAAUUCUCCUGCAACCCAGUAACAAGGGAAGAGUUGCGGAAUACUCCACCAUCACUUAUCCUUCCAUUAGAACCAACAUCCACGUAAAUAAAUUUGUAGUUGGCAUCAACUAGUGCUAAUAGUAUGAUACUGAACGUGUUUUUGUAAUUAAAGUAGUAGGACCCAGAAUUUCGUGGCUGCUUUAUCUGCACAUGUCUGCCAUCCAGAGACCCUAUGCAGUUUGGAAAAUUCCACAAAUUUUCGUCUUCCUGUGCUAUUUUUUCCCAUUCCUCUUCAGUUGAUGGUGUCUAAAAUUAAAUUUUAGGAUGUAAGCGAUUUAGAGGAGCCAACAAAAGGUGAUUUUAACCUUUUCAUGCCUGGAAGGGCCAUAUGGCCCAUGAAGAUUCUUUCCUUUCUAAAAUUUUAAAACCGAAAGCUUUCCCUGGAUGCCCGGAAGGGCCAUAUAGCUCUUGUUAUUGACAUAAUUAAUGCUAGGUUUUGUGAGUAUAGCAUGGAGUACCUCUCAUUGGCAACUCGUGUUUAAGGUGGUGGUUGAGAGGUGCUUUGCUUGUGAAAUUCAGUCCUCCAUUCCAGCAUGGAAAAUAUUUGAUUCAAUUGUCAAAUGGAAACAUUUAUCGAAGAUCAUGAAGUGGAGGGUGUGGUGGAAAAAUGGGUGAUUGUCACUCCUGGUUUUGAAUCAGAGGAUGAGAAUGCGUCAAGUGAAGAUGAAUGUGAAUCAGAUGAUAAAGUUCCUUUGGCAGACCUUAUUCCACUGGCAGGUCUAGCAAGUAAUAAUGUGUCUCCAGAAGAGCCUGAAGUUGAAAAAGAAAGGACGUACCGUUGGAGAAAAGGAAGACCACCAGCUGGUAAUAAUUUUGCAUUCAAAGGAGAUGACAAUCUGGGAAGUUACGAAGAUUUGAAGGAGCCAAUUGACUUCUUUGGCAGUUUUUUAAUGUUGAAAUGAUCAGAUCGAUCUCCAAACAGACCAACUUGUACUCAACACAGUGUAAUAUCAACAAGGGUUCAAUUGGAACCUCUCCAGAUGAAAUUGAGAAUUACCUUGGGGUGCUUUUACGCAUGUGCAUUGUGCAGAUGCCAAGGUAUCGUAUGUACUGGGAGACCGAAACACGCUACGAACAAGUGGCAGGUAUAAUGAGCAGAAAUCGUUUUGAGCUCAUCAAGAAAUUCCUGCAUUUUGCUGACAAUAGCAAUGCACCAGAUCCUAGAGACCCAAACAGAGACAAACUUCAUAAAAUCAGAGAACUUUUUGAGCAAUUGCGACAGAAUUGCCUCAAAGUAAAGCCAGAGGAAAAAAAUUCCAUUGAUGAGCAGAUUGUACCAUUCAAGGGAAAGAGCAGCCUUAGGCGGUACUUGCCAAAAAAGCCAAAGAAAUGGGGUUUCAAGAUAUUCUCUCGAAACUCCGUGAGUGGGUUUUGCCAUGACUUUGAACUUGAUGGUGCCCCAGAUCCUGCAAGACCGCCUUGUGAGAGCAUUGGUUCAAGUUCAGGUGAUAUAAUUCUAAGAAUGUGUGCAAGUUUGCCAAAGCAUCAAAAUUACAAGGUGUUCUUUGAUUACUAUUUCACCACCUUGUUUUACUGGCAAGGUGAAAGGAAUGGGGCAUGUUUGCUGUUUGCUGUAGGCACCCUGCGGCAAAAUCGCAUCAAGGGAUGCACCUUGAAAACAGAAAAUGAAUUGAAGAAGGAAGGCAGAGGAUCUUUUGAUGGUGCAGUUGACCUCAAUUCUGGACUGACCGUGGUGAGGUGGUAUGAUAACAAAAUGGUGCAGCUUGGCUCCAAUUAUGCUUUCACAGCACCAGUUGAAACUGUCAGAAGAUGGAGUACAAAGGAAAGGAAAUAUGUUGAUAUUGAAAGGCCUGCAAUUGUGCAAAUUUAUAAUGGAGGAAUGGGUGGAGUCGAUUUGUUUGACAUGUUUCAAGCACUGUAUCGACUUCACCACAGGAGCAAAAAGGGCUACAUGCGGAUCCUGGGAACAAGUCGAUAAAUGCUUGGUGCCUCUACCGACGACUCACUGGACAGGGUGGCAUACCCCAAGCAGAGCAGAAAGAUCUGCUGCACUUCACAGCACAGGUGGCCUCCUCGUUGGUAAGGAAUUCUUUGCCAAAAAGAGGAAGAGGCAGACCAAGCCUUGAGCCAACAGAGGAUGAUAUUGCAAAAAGGCCAAGAAGACCCCCCACAAGAAUCCCCCAAGAUGAUGUUCGUCAUGAUUGACUCCAACACUGGCCGGAACAUAGACCAGACAGACCAAGGUGCUCAAAAUGUGGAGAUAAAACAAGGGUUGGGUGCACCAAAUGUAGGGUUGGACUUUGUAUCACAGCUUCAAGAAAUUGUUACAAAGACUUCCACACAAAUUAAAAAACAAUAACUUAAAGCAUGCUAGCAAAUUUUUAACAAUUAGAGUGUAUGAUUAUUCAUUUAUUUUAUGUAAAGUUUAUUUAUUUAUUCAUUUAUUAAUUUAUACAGGGUAACACUUUUGAGCUAUUUGUCACUAUUCUUGCAGCUUUAUUAUCCAAUUGUAAUUAAUUUAACUUAGUAGUUCAACAGGAGCCCAAAACAGAGCAGCAAUAAUUGAAGUUGGGCUCUACUAUACCCUUAUAUAUGUUGAGUUAACUUUUUACAGUAAUGCUCAUGUAGUUCAAUUGCUUGACUCUUUUGUGAAAUCACAUUAUAUUUGGUUUCUAUUGCUUCUGGAAUUCGGUAAAUUUCUAAGUUUUGAUGCAAACUAGUUUGCCACACCCAGCCCCACCCAUACAUCCAACUCCCCCAGGAAUGCAGUAGACUGGACUUGACAUUAGUUUCUUUUAUGCAGCUAUUUUAUGUGACAAAAAUGAUUUGUAGGUAGUGAUUACAGAUAUAAAGCUAGGAAGGAAGAAACUGCCAAAUUUACCUUGAAUUCCCAGAAGGGCCGUAUGGCCCAGCCCCCUAUUUAACCCCAAAUAAUGUGGAAUAUGAAAAAUUACAAAAGAGAUCAAUAUCUAAACUAUUUUUAAGCUAGAAUCAGUUUGCUAAGAUUUUUUUGCAUCAUUGGAACAUAAUUAAUGAUGGGGAUACAGCUUCAGUGGCAAGAAUAAAGAUGACCCAGAAGAUAUUUUUGGCAAACAUGUGGCCGUAGUCUUACGAGCUGUCUCUGACCUAAAAAACAGCUAACUUGCAGAAUUAAAAAUUCAAUAAAUUUCAUUUCAAGCCCAAUUUGGGAUGUCAGGCAUACCAAUACAACAAAACGAAACAAAUUUACAAUUUCAGUCCACCCCCAUGUCAUCAUUUGUUCCUAGGCCCUCUUUGCCUCAAACCUCACAUUCAUUUGAAGAUACAACCUCUACAGAAGCUGAUUAUUGUACCCUUUGAACUUUUUUGUACAAUUUUAAACAUAGAAAAUAAUACGCACUUUUAAAUAUGUGUCUUUCAGUUGUUUGUAAACUGCCUUACAUACUUCUGGGAUGAUCCUUGAUAAUGUGCUCUUAUGGAUUCUGAAUUGAUACUGAAGAUCAGCAUAACUAGCGCCAGUCGACAAAAAACGAAUUGUUGCAGCUAACUGAAUUUUUGGAGGUAUAGAUUCCCUCAUUAUCUUCUUUGGCAAUAUCAUUUUGUAUCAAGGCCAACAGUUCAUCGAAAUAUUUCUGGUUUCAUCCUCAACCUGUUGGCGAAAUUCCCUCAACAAUGUAUCAUACAUUCCUAGUUGCGAACGUUUUUGUAGCCAUGGUUUUACCCAUGUGGACCUCUGUUUCUCCUCCUUUUUCGUUUUGAAAUUGUGGCAAUAAUAAUUGCAGAGGCAGCAUGUUCUAUGUCGCUAUCCAUUGCAAAACUGAAAAACUGAGGAAUUUUGACUAAUCGUGUAAACACGCGAGCCUUCAGUUAAGUUGAUGAGAAAACGGAUAUAAAAAUUUUUUGGGAAAAACUGACAGAAAAAAACUGAUCGUUUAUUUCAGCAUUAAGUGAACUGAAAGGUUUUCUAGAUGACACUGCUUCCCAACAAAAGUUAGGUGCUUCAUGUUUCACCACUAAUUAACAUCUAUCCCAUUUUGGCCUCAUGCAUGAAAAGUGCUUUUCUGUAAGCUUGGAACUGGGGCAAAUUCAACCUCAAAUCAAGGAGAAAAACGGAAAGAGCAUUGCUAUGAACGUUGCUAGAGGAAUCUCGUACAUUCUGCCUUAAGCAAAAUGUAAAAAAGCAUACUUGCCAAAUUCUGUUAACACUGUAACUUCCCCAUGCCAAAGGUAAUGUUUCAAGGUAUUUUCAGGAAUAUUUUCAAAAUUUGAAUAAAAAAAGAAUUUUGGACAUUUUGAGAGGGGUUUAGCUACCUAUGGUUCAACAAAAACAUUCUUACUUCAAAAGCUUGCAUCACUUGCAACAAUACUUUCAGUGCAAAUAAGGCUCAACUCCCAUCCAUCAAAUUCCUUUAGAUUUUUGCCUCUGUCUCUAAUAAUGGCAGGUAACUUUAAGAUGCACACUAAAGUUAUGAAAUAAGCAACUCUCUGAAAACUUCUGUUUGCAUGAAAUAACCAAUAGGUCUGCAGAGAUUCAUAACACAAACUACAUAACAACUGUCUCGAUCAGUUACAGUUGUUUUAGCUGGAUGAAGACAUGCAUUUCUGGGAACAGUUUAUAACUUGCUAAGAAUCUCCACCAGGAUACAAUGCAUAAAAAACUUUUUGGAUUCCUCUAAGCACUUUUAAAAAAAUUCAGCAUCUAACCUUAAUUUUUCAUUAUGAAAGUCCUUUUCUGUCAAGAAAACAAAGUGACAUUAGCCUAGCUUGAUGCAAAACAGUUUUCACUGAAUUUGAUAAAAGUAUGGAUGUGGCUUUUUAAGACUUAUUUUGUUAUCUUGAUACAAAAAGCAAAAAUCGUUCUUUUUUACCCCUCCAAAUAUUUGCGUUUAUCUCUGAUACAGUCUGGACAUUUUAUCUCUACCAACCUUCUCUGCAAAAUUGACAUUCAACCAGUGAAUCAGGUGUUACUGCAAGAAAUUGCUCAUCAAUAGAAAUAAAUAGAAAAGGCAAAAACUCCAUCAUUGAUUGGUAUUGGUGCAAUAGAAGUGGCACAUAAAGGCCGCGAGGUACAGGCAAACGGGCAAUGAAGCGGCCAGGUAGUUCAAAGAUUGGCCGACAUUGUACUGUCUUCAUGAAAGUUAUUUCGUCAAGAGAUCAUGGGAACGUUGUGGUGGAAGCCUGUCUUGGACACACAGGCCAUGAAAAGAAACCCAGACAUUCGAGGAUUCAGGACCAAGACAAGAAAUUGCUGGAAAACUUGCAAAAGGUGUGAAAGUUGAGUCGAUAUUGGGCGAGAUUUGUAACAAGGCAGGAGGUUGGAUAUUUAGGGAUCUUAUGGAUAACAAAGACAAAACAAACAUAAUCUACAUCAUAAUCACAAACAACAUCAACUAAAUGUAGACUUGAUGGAAAAAGACACAAAAAGUGUUGACUUUUAGGUCAAUGAGCUACAAAGUGGUACAUUAAAUCCCAAAUUUGUGUACAAACCUCAAGGAGUGAAUGAGUACUCGCUACCAGCAGAAGACUUUUUGCUUUGCAUUCAGACGAAAUUUCAGUUGGAUAUGCCCGAAAAAAUACGGGAGAAAAUAAUUUUUAUGGACUCUACCCAUAAAGCGAACCAAUAUGACUUUCAGUUCAUCUUGGUGUAUUCAUAGACGAAACCCAAGACGGAGUGCCUGUAGCAUGGUUAAUUUCAAAAAGGGAAGAUCAGCUGGUUCUUUCCUGGUUUCUUGCAGCCAUGGUGGCGAAGUGUGGGAACAUGGAGACGCAAGUCUUCAUGUUAGAUGAUGCCAACAACUUCUACAAUGCUUGGGUUCUGAGUUUUCCAAAACCAAAUUAGAAAUUGAUAUGCGCUUGGCAUGUUGAUAAAAAUUAGGAAAAAAGACUGAAAUCACACAUUUCAACUACAGACAACAUGGCAGUGGUUUAUGCAGCUCUGAAAAAGAUGCAAUUGGAGGAAGAUCAAGCGAAAUUCAGCAAAAAGCUCCAGGAAUCUUGUGGCUGAUGUGAGAAGAGAUGUCUGCGGUUUUACAGCUACUUCUUCCCAAUGUGUGUGAAGCAUUUUGAGCAAUGGGCAUUAUGUUUUCGAAUUGAUGCGGUGAUGCAGGUUUUUGAUGGCUUGAUUAAGAAGGGUACCUACAAAAUGAGAGCCACUGAUAAACGUCACAAAAGUGGUGCACCAAUCAAAGAGCAGGAGGUAAUCAAGGUAGACCCCGGUAAUUCAAGAGUACAUUCACAAGAAGAUGAUAGUCGAAGUUACUGUAUUUCAUGAAUAGAAGACACGCGCAAUUGUAUUAUUUGUUGCUCCAAAUGCAGUGUAGGCAAACAAAUGUAUCACUUUGGCUGCAUUGACUUCAAUGUUCGAGGCAUAGCAUGCAAACAUAUUCAUGCAGUUCACACACGACAACUCAUUUGUAAUAAAGAGCCAAGUACAAAAAAAGACAAAACAAAGUUGGAUGCUGAUUCAGAAGAAAGUGAAAAUGUAAAGUAUUUUCAAGAAAUACUACGAGAUAAUUCAGAGGGGCCUGGUUUUAUCUUUAAUCUAGCUAGUGUCCAAGUUAUAAUGUUAGCAAAAAUUGCCGAAUUAACUGCUGAUAUAGUUCAAAGCUCAACAAGGUCACAAAGCGCUUCGAACAGCAAUGGCACAUGUUAAGUCUGCAAUAACUGUAGCACAAGGCCUUGGGCACCUGGAUAGCGAACAUGCUUAUGACCUUAAACCUAAGGGCUACAUCUCUUUGAACAAGAAAUCUGAUAUCCAGCCAAGAUUCAUAAAAGAAAAAGGGUACAAGAAACCGCAAAACAGUUUGUCAUUCCCCAUGACAGAACAACGGAAAGCUGUAAAGAUGAAGCUUCUGGAUCAAGUUCCAUUUAUUUACAGAGGACCCAUCGCAGCUCCAUGACAAAGUGCAGAGGAAAAUAACCUGUGUAACUGGUAAAAGACAGGGGCAGUGCGGGUGAAUGACUCGGCCUUGGGUUUUUGCUUGAAAGAAAGACCCUAUAGCUCAGCAGUAGAACACUUGAGGUGCAAAGUCAAGUUAUUUUCGUGGUUAUUUUCCCGCACUCUAUACUUAUUAUCUUUACAAAUCCUGUUGCCUGUAAGCUUUCUUUUUAUCCACUGCUAAAAAAGCACAAUUUUGUACAGUCAACUCGUUUAUCUUCAUAUGGCACGAAGGCUGUAUGGGCAUUUCACUUCAAGAACUGCAAGGCCAUGGCACUUACAAUUAACCAAAGCAUCGGGGGUUGCUGCUAUAUAUGGCUUCUUGGCAUCUACAAACAAGCCACAUUUUCGUAUUUUAAAAUCAUCAUGAUUUUUUCCUUCUCUAAUAAAAAAUUCUUUGACUCCUUGGUCUUCAUGUUGCCUUCCCCACUUGAUGCAGGGAUAUCACCAAUACCGUUGCACUUGUACAUUACUUUAUGUCUCAGGGGUGUAGUUUUGGGUCUUAUUGCACCAGUGCACUUAAUAAUGCUGUGCAUUUUUGUGUGAAUGUCAUGGUGGGUAGAGCCAGUGAGAGGUCCUGAAAAUGGUUCAUCCACAAAUCAUCUGCAGCUUGCCCCAUUGUUUUCUUCUCAGUUAACUGGAUAUCUUGGCUUGACAAUGGUAAGGACUGAAGAAAGCUGGAAAUUUUCUUAUCAUUUGUAUCAUUUCGAGGCAGUUCAAUCACUCUAUUAGCAAAAUUUUGUAAAAUGAAGCUCUCAGCUUCUUCAGAUGGGUCCUCUCUGCUUGGCUUUCUGACUUCCUCUCUGCUUGGCUUGUUCUUCUCUUUUGACCUGAAUCUUUUUCUUACAACUAUAUCCUAUAUCUGUUUUGGAUUCACUUCUUUCUUUGAUGACUUAUUCCAACUGCAUGGAACUGAAGUACAUGAGGGAUCAAGGUAACCUUGUCUAAGAAAUAGUCAAUCUUGCAAAGGGUUGCAAUAGCAUGGUUGCAUUGGUGUGUUCCUGUCAUAGAGCUACACCAGCUUGUCAAUAUAUCCACGGGCAGCUUCAUAUCAACUGCAGCAAAGGCAUGUGCAACAAGGUCAACUUUUUUCCAAGAUGUGUUUAGCCCAUGGACAAAAAAUCCACUAAAAUGUCUCUUCCGAAUUAGAGGAAAUCUUCAUACUUGCUGAGUGCCAUUGUAAAGACGACCCUAAAACACACCUGGAAUGAAAAGAAAGCUUCACUGUCAGCAAAAAAUGUAACAAUCAAGUGAAAUCUGAGGUGACAAGAAAGAAAAUGAAAGGUAAAGUAACGUACGAAAUUGCAUGAAAUCGCUUAGGUGCAAAUAAAUGGAUGAAACUCUGCUUGGUCUUGUCUUUAAAAUCAGAUCAAAACAGAUCAAAAUUGCGUAGAAAUCUUUUCAAUCUUAAAGCUCUGGCUUAAUUUCAUAUAUAGUUAGACCCUGACUGCUUGCUUCCGUUAGAGGCAUGCGAUCUUCUCUCGUAUGUUGUUUUGGAGACCAGCUUUUAUACGAAUAAGCAGUUCAAAGCUUACAGUCACUGGGUUUGUGUGAGCUCCAUUGGCUACCAGAAUGAUGAAAUAAAGAUUUAUGACAGUCUCUACAACAAUGUAAUUUCAAAUGAGGUAGAACAACAAAUUGAGUGUAUGCUUGGAGGUGCACCGUUUAGAAUGAUGGUUGCUUCAGUUCAGCAGCCACAGAAUGGCUCUAACUGUGGAAUAUUUGCCAUUGCCUUUGCAACAUGAUUGACUUUUCGACAAGAUCCAUCAUUUGUUGAAUUUAAUGUCUCACAAAUGAGAAAGCAUCUACUAGGUUGCAUCCAGUCUGGUAACAUGGAGCUGUUUCCAACUGUUUCAUGAUUUUGCUGUUUACCAUUUUUUGUUACUUUAUAAACAUUCUUCUGUUUGUGUUGUUGUUAUAUUUAACCAGUUAAAGUUUCAAGAAAAAGCAUCCUGUGGUUUUUAUUUAUCCUUCCCAUUGCAUUAAUUACAAAAUCUCUCUGGUUUUGGAUCAGUUUGGAGUAUAUUUCAGACCUGUUUUCUUUUGACUCUCCUGCUCAUUGAUAUUUGGGGUGUACAACACACCCCCAUUUAAAACCCCACUUAUUUUGCACCAAAGAGUACCCUUUCUAGAAAGGUGAAAAGUUUUUGCUCUUGCGUUGUUAAAAACAGGCUUUGACUUGAGACUGCCAAGCGGCUUUAACUUGACUGACUGCUAUUGGUGGUGGUAGGAAAUGGAGAUUCCCCUGCUCGAAAUCGUUUGGUUUUCCGCAUGUGAGGGGGAGGGGGUUCCUGGCUAAAUAAUGAGAAGCUGCGGCGGGUCCAGAAGAAAAAAGUAAGGUAAAUUAAAUACAAGAAACAUUUUAUCAUCAUCAAACAAUUUGUCUGUAAAUUUAUUGAAUAUUGUAUAUAUUUUAUAAUCAAUUCUUUAAACCACCAUCACUUCAAGAAAAAUUAGCAUUUUUCACACCUUUUUUGGCAACAAAUCUUAAGCAAGUACCCCCAGGAUUUUUCUCCACUAGCAGCCUUGUUUGAAUAAUGUUAUUGUUGUGAUCCAUUUGCUAAUGACUAUAAAACCCAAGCCCUUCAGGAAAAAAGUAGCUUUCAAAAAGUGGCCUUUGUGGAGUCAUUGGUGAAAAUACAGUGAUCAGUUUGCAAUAAACUUUUAAAAGUAUGCUUAUAUAAUCUUGAUUAGGGGAUCGUAUUGAGCCCACUUAAGUAUAGACUUGUUAUAAACAAUUGCAAGGCUAAAAUAUAAAAUGUUAACAGUGUGACGCUGCGCUCUGAAACCCAUGUUCUUUAUACAAAAGGCAGAAAGAACUGUCACUAAUAUCCUGAAUAUUUGUCAAAAUAUUGAGAAAAAAAAUUGAACUUCUUCCAGUUCAGUCAAAUGGAAUUAUACCAGGGCACAAGUUCACCAGUGCUGAACAAACUCUUAUUAUUCUAUCCAGUAAUGGGACAGAUUUUUCUUUAUUCAGUCCGAAUUUGCUGCAGUUCAAAUAGGCAAUGUGCUUUGGAGAAAUGUAUAUUUUUGCCUGAGUGAUCCAAUAAUUCUCUCGAUAUGAAUACGGACAUUUGCAAUGCCUCGGGUGUGUUCUAUGUCAACUGGAUCAAGUUGAUAUUUUCCUCGUGUGAAAGCUGGUAUGUUUAUGUUGGCUUGAUGAUACCAGACACUCUGUUGAAUAGUGAAUCCUCUGUCAGCAAGGAUUAAGUCACCAGGAAGAAGCUUAUUCAGUAUGCCACAGUUCUGAGUUAAGUGUUUGUCAGAUGUUUGGCCCCCCAAGCAUUUGACACAAAUGAUAUUGUUCCUUGUGGUGUGAUUCCUAUCAGGACUUUUGCAGUGUUAUGGUUCUUAUAGGAGGAGAAUGUUUGUGCUCUUGCAAGUAAAUUUGAGGGUCUGUCGAUGAAGACCUCAAAGCAAUCUAUAAUAACACCUUUGUACAUUUAGCCGCAGUUUUAUCAAGAAAAGAAUAAACUCUUGGAACUUUGUUGUUGUGGGUGAAUUUCUGGUCACACAUGGAGAUACAAAUUCAUAUGUUGCCUUUAACACAUCAAAAGAGGGUAGGCCUGUAUAAAAUCUGACUUUGCCAUCAUCUUCACAAAAAUAUUCUCCUGAAAAUACAUCGUUCACGCAUUUCUCUCUUUCUUUAAAGGCAUAAUCAAAUUCUUCAGUUUGUGUUGAUUUGUCCUGAUGUUGCUUCAAGUUAUCUAGAUCGUUCAAAGAAACUUCGUGAUCAUCCUCAAAGCCAACCUCAUCAAAAAUUUCUGCAAUGCUUUCUUCAGGUUCAUUUAGCUUCGCUAGCUUUGGCCUUUCUUCAUCUUUGAUAUCCUGUUCCAUACGUUUCCUUCUGCAGCAUGUCCUCUCAGCGCGAUCCGCAACUGCUUCCAUGUUUGCCAAAGCUUUCCCUUGCUUGUUGUGACCCAAAUUUAAUGUUGGAACCCAGUCGAUGUUAAAUCUAUCCCAAGGUUUUGCAGCAAUCCCUGAGACAAAGUGUCCAAAGCAUACCCAAUCGUUUUUAAGGAUAUUUUCAGUUAGGCCAAUUCGGCUAAUGGCAGCAAUCCAUCUUCCUCGCCGCUCUCUUGUCAACUCCUCGUAUGCUAGUUAUGAUAGCAGGAACUCUGCGGUAAUGACCAGGUACAUCUUCACUUUUGUUAUGACAACCAUUUAGCAUACCAAAUACCAUCUUAUCACAUUAAAAUAUAAUUUUAACAUCUAUAGAAAUCAGCCGCCUGCCUCCACUACUUCCAGUACACCAAUAUAAUCUUGUUGAUUUUGGUCACGAAAAUACACUAUACAAUGUUCUCUAAGCACACUAUCCCUUUGCCUAGUUGGCCAUUGACCAUUGCCCCACUUGUAUUAUGGCGUCGAAAACUUCGAAAUGGUGUAUUAUAAGAGACAUCGGAAAGAAAAUAUUUAAACAACGUACAGUUCUGUUGCAAUUUGAUGCCAGAAUUUGUUGCAAAAAGAUGAAGAAAUGGACUAUCCUUGAAUCUCUGCAGCCAUAUGAACUUAGCCAAGUAGUCUGGUAUAAGCUCCUGAUUUGUUGAACCAUGCUGUAACUUGAAUUCAUUCUUUGCCCGCUGCCACAUCGCUUCUACAUGGUUUGUAGUGGUCCUGGUGACCGGGUCGACAAAAUUGUAGGUGUGGUUCACAGUCUGAUGUUGAUAGCCGAUGUUCCCUAUUUGAUUGUAUGCUUGCCACAUGUUCGAACAGAAAAUUGAGCAAGGCACUACCCACAUUUGAAUGAUUGGUAAUAGGAUCACUGCAUCUCUUUGUGGAACUGUAACCAGCAACCCUUUUUGUUGACCGGGCCAAAGCCUUCAAAGAUCCAAUUUUCUGGAAGAAUUCUGCUGCGAUUGUACUUUCUUUUGAAAAAAAGGCUCUCGUCGAUCUCUACCAUUUGGCCAGGUCCUCCAAUUUGCUGAGGGUUGUUGAGGAAGUGCUCCACACAGACAUCGCAGCAAAAUUGCUCUCAGUCCAUCAAGCUCACACACCCCAGUGAUUAACACAUGGGUGCUAUAGGUUUGAAACACUAGCCAUGUAAUUGCCGCCUUUAGUGAAUGAAAAAUAUUACUAAUCUGGAAUCGGGGAAUCAGGUAAUUGGAGAAUAUUGAAACCAGUAGGCCAAUUUACCAGUUUUAUACCUUGUAUGAGAGGUCUUUUCGUAAAUAUUUUAUCUCUAUGACCAAAACACACACCAGUGCAAUACAUUUGGUUAGAUUUCAAGAUAUACCAAAACUCCAGCCAAAUAACAAGAAUUGGAAUGCAUCUACAGCUACAGCCCUUCCAACAGCGAGGCACCUUCAAAACCAUCUUUUUAACGAGAUAGCUCAAACAAUCUACUGUCUGAUGUCUACUGAGACGGCUUUGAGGGACUGUCUGGCAUUUUCAUGACCCUUCAGGGCUGCCAACUUGGCUUUUUCUAAGCAAAAUUUCAGAAAUUUGGCUUUUCCAGAACAUGUUUGGCUUUGAAAAAUGAUUUUGCUUAAAGCUAGAAUUUGGCUCAAUUUGGCUUUUUCAGAACGUUUUUCAAUUAGAAACUUGAUUUUACCAAAACAAGAUGCUUGACAUUAAAUAGAACAUGCAAGAAUUUGGGGUUACAUCGUAUUUUUAUCAUGAAGAAUGGGUGGUUCUUUUUCAAACUUUAGUUCAUAUGAUGUAAUUGUUUGGAUUUGUAACUUAACUUGCUUCCUCAGCAAACCCACAUUUGAAAAAAUCCCAAGCAAUUAUUUAGAAAACACCAGGUGCAAUAUUUUUAUUAGUAUGGUAGGAUUUUGAGGCCAAUAGAGCAACAUAAGGGUGUAGAACCCCCAGUGCAUAUUGAAAUUUCAAUUUCUUGACAAAGAUUUCUUUUAGCCAUUUAUGUAGAAAAUUUAUUCUUCUUUUUACUGAUAUAUAGACAUAACAGUAGUUUUACUGCAUUUUCCUGCUAUUUAACUUUUUUUGCUAGGUUUUUGAGAAUUGUGCUAAUUUCUUCCUUGACAACUGUAAAACGACGUUUUACGGGUAAGGAUAGGCAAAAGAAGGACAACAAAAUAUGUACAAAAGUUUUAUUCGAUUCUCAAACGACGGCAGUUCCAACUUAACUUCCAAUAACCAAACGACUUUCAUGUAACGGCAACUUUAAAACGCGACUAUAAGCGACCUCAACUGAACGAUACGACGUGACUUAACUGCACGGCUUCACUGCACGGCUUCACAUAACGACUGAAUUCACAAACAAGGGCACAGCAUAAAAGUAACACGACAACACACCCUAAUUACUUCAAACAACAAAGAACUGAUGACAACAAUAGCGGUGAUGGGAUGAUGCAAUAACAUGGAAUGUUGAUGGCAAGGUGACAAACAACGGAACUAUCAAGAACAUCAAAAGAACAGGCAACUGAAUAUCAUAAAACUAAAUAAAACAUAAAACUAAUUGCAUAACAUAACUCCCCCCUUUGAAAGACAAGCCUCCUGGCUUGCACUCUCAAACGGAAGAGAAGCUAGAAAAUAAAUUUAGGAAAUAUCAAGUUACUUCAAAAUAGUUCCAAUAAGAAUGUUCUCGUACGCUUCUUGCAAAAUCUCUCUCCCGCUCUUGAAAAAUUGCUGCUCUGUGUGGUAGCAAGCUCUCCUCAUAAUUCGUCUUCUGUUGCAAAACAAUUCCAUUUUUUGGCACGAUUAUUUUACUUGACAAGCCAUCUGCCACAUGAUCUACUGCUUGAUUGACUCUCUCUGUUGGUUGAUCUACCGCGCUGGAGUACUACAAUCAGCUUCCUUCAUCAAGGGCAUGAAGGGGGCUGUCAUCUCCUGAACUUCUUGCAAGGCUCUUUUCAAAUCCUGCAGCAACAUUUGGUUAAUUUUCCUCACUGUCACGUACAGUGACGUCAAGGGCUGCAACUGCUGAAGGGAAAACUUCCAUCAGAGGCAGCUCCUCACGAUUAUGAUGACAUGAAUAUCGUCUGCCCCAGCAAUAUUUUGCAACAUGGCCAACCCGCAAGCAACAGUAGUAGAUUGGUCUCCCAUCUUCUGCUCGGUACAUGUUGGUGCGGUUGACAAAGGGGUUGCUGGCUUUUUCCUCGGACAUCCGCACCCUUUCAGCCAUUUCAGCACAAAUCGUGCUUACCAUAUCCAAGACCAGCACCUUGAAUUGUUCUAGCGACAUCAUGCUCUCCAACAGAAGGACGUGAGUUCUUCUCUAGGGGGCCCCAAUGUGAAACAACUGUUUUUACAGGUAAGCAUAGGCAAAAGAAGGACAACAAAAUAUGUACAAAAGUUUUCUUUGAUUUCAAUAAACUUCCAAUAACCAAACAACUUUCAUGUAACGGCAAAUUUAAAACGUGACUAUAAAUGACUUUAACUGAACGAUACAACACGACUUAACUUCACAGCUUCACAUAACGACUGAAUUCACAACCAAGGGCACAGCAUAAAAAUCACAUGAGAAUACACCCUAAUUAAUUCAAACAACAAAUGACUGAUGACAACAAUAGUGGCGAUGGGAUGAUGCAAUAACAUGGAAUGUUGAUGGCAAGGUGACAAACAACAGAACUAUCAAGAACAUCAAAAUAACAGGCAACUGAAUAUCAUAAAACUAAAUAAAACAUAAAACUAAUUGCAUAACACAAUUGUGAAGGAGCUUCUCAGCCUCGUUUUUGCAAUGUUCAAAAGGCCACUGCCAUUUCUUUAUCGUCAAAGUUGGUCAGGCAAAAUCAUUACGAUCUCCUAUUACCAUGGGGAAAUUUAGAAGCUUGCGUUGUUCAAAGAUAUCAUUUAUGGCUUAUCAACAUGUAAAGGUCAAUAAGGAUGAUGUAAAAUUUAAAGCAACAUGCAAAGGACGGCCUAGAAAGAAGGAGACUAAAGUCAAAGGAAUUAGAUCAGUUCAACUGUAAGUUGACUCAUUACCAACUACAUCGGUGACUGUUAGUCCAUUUGUUUCUUUUACUCCGAUACCAAAUUGAUCAGCAGAAUCAGGGAAGUCACGUUCGGUUACUAAGAUAUCAAAAGCUUGACAAAAGGUUGUCUGAAGAUAUCCACGAACGUUGUACUGAAACAGGCUAUCGUUUAUUUGACAUGGAGCUAAUUUCACAAGCUUUCAAAGUGCUUGCCUGUCCAGAAUGUUUGUCUUGUUCAUUGGAAGUGAAGGAUAAUCACAGAGCAAAAAAUGGGUUUGCAAACAAACAAACAAACUAUCCUUGACCUGCCAGGAGUGUUUUUGUCCUAUGAUUUUUUUACCUCCAAAAUAGUGAUAGGAAGUUAUGAAGUGAACAAACGUUUUGCUUUUGCAAUGAGAAGGACUGGGAAUGGUUAUGCAGGUGGUAAAAAGUUUUGUGCUGCUGCACAGCUGCACCUACAGAGUCUGCAAUUUUCUUGUGCAUCUUUAAACCAGCCAUCAUGGUAUAAAUCGAUAUUAUUUCUUGCAGUUUGCAAUGAAGAUUUGCUUGUGGGGUUUUUUGCAACCCCUUUAUGAUAUCAAUGUGCAGUCCCUGUAAUUGUACAGUAGCAAGAACCAUACUAACAACCACUAAGGUAAUGAUAAAAUCAAAAUUUGUGAGGAGUGAAAAAAAAGAAUAGCCAUCAGCAGCACUUUUGUCCCAGCUUCCCUCAACAUUGUCACGAAUUUCCUCUGUUAUUGCUUUAUACAUAACUAUAAACCUCUUCAAACCAUCUAUGCAAAGAACCCAUCUAUUUCUACAUUCAUCUAAAAGUUUUGUCUGCUUACAACCAGGAUUAAAUUUUUGCACCAUUUUUUCAAAAAGUUGCUGUUGUUUUGGAGAUUUAUUAAAAAAGCUACAAUUUUUGUCACAUUUUCUAACACUCUGAACCUGGUAAGAAGACGCAACACACAAGUUAAGUCGGUGGGAAGAGCAAUGUGUGUACAAGGCUAAAGGAUUCAGAUCAAGAAUUCUAGAUGACAGUCCAGAAAACUUUCCAGCCAUAUUUCCAGCUCUAUCAUAAUACUGACCUCUACAGUUCUUUACAUCGAGUUGCAAUUUAUUUGUAAUGACAUCAAUAAUUUUAUCCUUUAGUACAUUACCAGUAAGCCCUAUGUCACAGUAGAUGAAUUACCACUCUACUCCUAUCAUUCUAAACUUGAAGAUUUUGAAGCUUGAAGACCUCUUCCAAUGUAAUUAUUUGAAAUGUAGAAUGAAAAGAUACUGUAUGUAGAGGGAUUUUAAAAUAUAAAAACUGAACUGAACUGAACUGAACAGAAUUUCAGGAAUCUCUGUUUUAUUUAACCAAACUUGUCAACAUAUCUAAGGAUAACUGGCAUUUGUUCCUUGUUUGAGCAAAAACCUUUACCUCAUCAGCAAGGAUAGAGGAAAUUUUUGCCUCUUAUCUCAUUGAUGAUUUGCUCAUUAAUUAUGUCUCCACAACAAUAGAUGAUUUCAUUUUGAGUUGUCUUGGACCUGUAGGUUGCAUUCCUGGGUACAUUUUCGGAAUGCUCUUUUAAUACCUUAUCCCUGCUGUCAAGACGAAAAUCUAAUAGAGGUUGAAAAUUACCACAGUUGUUGGACCCGUAAUAUCGAUAAGAAGAUAGCGAAGCUAACUUAACCUUAACUGCUUCCAUGAGUUUGUCUAAAUCUUUUGCUUUUUGCAAGAUCUCCUCUUUUAGCACUUCAUGAGAAUCUUUUUUCAUCAGGUCAUAUUUAUCAAUACCUAUUGCUGUUGCAAAAGAUUGCUUAAGAGAACCAAUGGCACCUUCAACCUUUCUCUUUGCAUAAGAUACCCUUUGAUGAGGUGGCAAAGCAUGGGUUUUCAAUGGUGAUUCACCUAAAGCUUUCAUUCAUUAUUUCUCUUUGUUGGUCUUGUAUGUCAUCCAUCUCCACUUGAUAUAUAUUGUCGUUUAUUUCUUUGCUAGAUGUUGAUUGUCCCUCUUCUUUGUCAGUUUCAGCAUAAGUAGUAGCCUUGUCAUAACAACUUUGACAUAGCUACAUGCCGGGUAUACAGUCAAUGCCUACUGCAACUAGGAUUUUGACCAAUUCUAAAGAUAUUUUGUGACCUCCCUUGACCUUAUUCUUGUGAUUUUUGAACAAGUCGCGACAAUUUUUGAAUCUCUUUUCAAAUGCUGUUCCAAACACCCACUCAUGAUGGUAACAUAUUUUCAGUGACUUAGAUGGAGCAUUUUCCAUUUUUAUACCAGCUCGUUUUAUAAGGACCAAUUUUUUAUCAGCUUAAAAGUCAUCUAGGCUCUUAAUGCCAUUUUUUGUUGUGAAAUUCUUCUUAUGGCAGAAAGCACAAUUUUCCAUUUCGACAAAAUUAACCUCAAGCAACAGAACAACCCACUCUAGCACUUGUUUUUUCUAAAAUGAAAGUAACCAACACCAGUUCAUUAGAAGUUCGAUUGAACUGACCUUUCAUGUUUCCUGUCUUGCAGGGAAUAGGAAAUAACACUUACUACUGAAAUGAAGUGUUGCUGUAAUUGAGAACAAUAAAGGAAAUCUCCUCAAUGGUGAACUUAGUGUUCAGGGAAUUGGUUUUUUGUCCUGCCCAGAGCAGGCUGUUCUGUUUAGGAAGUGACGUGGACACUUGUAGUCUUAUGGGAUUCUUAACGUAAGGGAAAGAAGUUUGUCCCUUUGACAGGAAUCAAGUGAUUAAUGGCACCCCUUAACAUUGUAUUUUAUUCUGUCUGUAUAAGUUUAUAUGCAUCUUCUUAUUAAUUGCCUAUUAUAUUAAUCUAGUACCUAUUCUGUUUAGGGGUGUGAAUUCACUUGCCAGUGACACAGUAUGUAUUGUUGCACAGAAAGGAGAAAUGGGCAAAUUUUCAGAUAAAAAAUCAUAUUUUUGGAGCUUCAGUAUCUCCUUUUUUCAAAUAUGCAAGUGAAGUGUGCGAUAUUUUUGGAAAGCUCUACACAAAUUCUUUUAAUAUUUGAAACUUAAAUUUAAAUAUUUGUUGACAGACUAGUAGAAUUUUAUCCCCGAAAAUGGGUUGUGCAGAUUUGCCAUAUUUUACAAUUGGUGAAAAAAUUGGAAUUUUCUCAAUGUUCUGAUGACUGUAUGAACAUUUAAAUGCAAUUAAGCAUGGUUAAAAGGUCUCUAGUGUCAACUAAGGGUUUCCUUUCAACAAUAUUUUAAACUUUAUGGUAAUUUUUUUUUGUAUGUAGCUCGAAGAAAAUUUUGGGCAGGCCACGCCCUAAUUUAGAACAAUUUUCAAAGGGUGACAACUCCGGAACCAGUAGAGGUAUUGACUGCAAAUUUUGAAUAAACUCAUUUCUCCAGGAUGUUAAUGCAUGGUAGGAAAAUCAGUAAAAUCUAAGAUCAUAGGUUACAUGUCACCUAAAUUUGAUAUGGAAUGAUCCUUGAAUCAUCCCUAUGUCCCCACAAAGACAACUGUCUACCCAUUAAAAUAACUGUCUGAACUAUAGGAACUACUUUUUCUCCGUUUUUGUUACUGUUUGGUUCAGAACUUGGUUUUGUAAAUUAUUUAUAGAUGUAAUUUCAUUUUCAAUGACAGAGACAAAUGUUUGUAUUGUUUCCAGUACAGUUUUUGUGAAUGUCUGAUAUGCAUUGGCGUUCAUUGAACCUUCUAACAGCAGCUGACCAGUCAGUAAGGGGGCUUUUCAUGAGCUUAUCAAAUUUAGUGGAAUUUAACCCAAUGUGCCUACCAAACAAGACACAAGGAACACAGAAAGAACCAUUCAAAACACCAGAAUAGGGAAGCCAUGGAAAUUUCUGGAGCCAAGAAGAAUUAAAUUUCUUAGAUUUCCCAUAAAAGCUACGGACUUGAUAUUCAUAUUUACUGCUAGGUUUUCAAAUAUUUUUCAUAAGAUCAUGUAUUUCAGAAUCUGAUAGUUUGGGAACCUUUUUGUAGAAGUUACCAAUAACAUUUUGAUUUGAAGAGAACAAUUGUGAAUCUGACAAAUUAUCUAUCUCUUGAGCAUAAGGUUGAUCUGAUACAUCUUUUUCUGCAUCUGAAACAAGUUUGGGAAUUUUUUUGGCAACAGGAAAGGAAAGAGUUGUCUGUUUUCUCUUUACUGUUGUUGGCAAAGACUGCUUUUGCAAUGCUAUAUCCUCUUUUUCAAUCAUUGGUUGAACUGUAUCAUUCCAAAUGAAUAGGGGAACAACAUGGUUAGGUACAUAUGACCUUGUAAAUAUAUCUGAAUCAUAAAACUCUAAUGGGUGCUGUUGAAGUGUUGGAUGUGCUUUGACGUGGUUUCAUAUUGGAGUUGUUGUGCAUAUUUGCCAAACCCAGCAGUAAAAGGAUAAAAAGAAUGUAUUUCUAAACCCAAAACACUUGCCAAAACCAUCAAAGAGACAAAAUGACACAAUCAUUCUGAAAAUUUUUAAGGGCUUCAAGUCAUCAGUACUCAUGGUCAUCCAUGGAGCUUGAUAUGGCCUUAUUGUUUUGAUUUCAUUUGGUUUAAAAUUAGAGCACAUGCUGAGAACUACUUCUGUCAACUCUGUUUAUGAUGCCCAUCUAUUUCGUAAUCCUUCUAAGUCUUCCCUAAUGGAGUAUCUUGUCUUUUCCAGUUACUUCUUAGACCCUUCUCUUGUACAAAAUUUUACUAUGAAAUGUCAAUCUCUCUUAUAAUAGGCCAUUUGCCGCAGCAGACAUAUCGCAUAUAAAUUGGCCAAAUUUUUCCAAUUUUUUGUUUAAAGCAACACUGCUUAUGAUGCCUAUCUAUUUAGUAAUCCUGCUAAUUCUUUUCUACCAGAGUAUCUAGUCUUUUCCAGUUACUUCUUAGACCCUUCUCUUGUACAAUACUUUACUAUCAAAAGUCAAUUUAUCUUAUAAUAGGCAAUUUGCCGCAGCAGACAUAUCGCAUAUAAAUCGGCCAAAUUUUUCCAAUUUUUUGUUUAAAGCAACACUGCUUAUGAUGCCUAUCUAUUUAGUAAUCGUUAUCAGCCUUUCUUUAAAAUAUUUUGUCUCUUUCAUUUACUUCCUUUUAGUUCGUAUUUGUACCUAACUUAAUACAUAUUUCAGAUAACCUGUUGCAAGCAAAUUUAAGGAGAAAAACGACUAAAUAGAGUUAAUGAAAUAUGCGAAAGUGUAUCGAACAAAGAAAGUUUCUGUAGAAAAUAGUUGGAUAAUAAUGAAUCGUUAGAGAAAGUCAAAAUUAAAGUGAAAAUAACUUUGAAAAUUUGCAAGAUUUUAGGUAAGCUUAUUAUGUUUUCUGCUAUAAAGGUAUCAUUACUUGUAAAUUAAGUAAUUAAAUGUCUUCUAAUAUUUAAUGUUUAAGUGUCAAAAGUGUUUAAUGCUUCUUUGAAUUUUCUUUCAAGAAGAUCUUUCGCAUUGUGUGUAUCUUGUCAGUUAUUUGUGUUACUGUCAAUUUUUUCACCAGAUGUGCCAGCACUUUGCUACCUCAAAAUACUUUGAGCACUUUUGCUCUUCUAAUAGUUGCUUGCGAUGUUAUUUCGUUGGCAUAAAGUUCAGAAAUUUAUUUGCUCUCGCCGUCUGUGUAUUUGACCUUGGUUGCGAAGGAAGGCUCAUUGCAGCUGUCUUCCUGAUCCUCUAUAACUAUGUCGUUUUGGAUCUCUUCAACAUCUUUGUUGUCAGUACUAACGCCCCUUUCUUCAAUCUUGGCAGUGUCAAGUUCCUCAUCAUCACUAUUGACACUGUUGCACUGGAUUUCUGAAGCCUUGUUCAAACGCUCUCGACUUUCACUCGACUACUCUCGAUUUUUGUUGAGCGUUGUCGAGCAGCGUUGAGUGUAGUCGAGCAGGGGGUGCUCAAACGCUCUUGACUUUUCACUCGAUUUCCAUUUGAUUAUAAAAUCCCUCCUGCGAAGUGGCAAGAUGCUGUGAAAGCAUACUGACAACUUGGCGCUUCGUUGAGUCCAUUUCUUCGUGAAUCCAUUUUUCCCUUUCAACUCAGUCUUUGGUGAUUUCUUUCGGAUUUCCCAAGCGGCUUUCGUUUUUUUCCUUUUGAUUUGUUCAACAGUUGGAGGAGGACAGUUUUUGCGCUCUCGUCAAGAUCCUCCAGCCUGUCAUCGCCAUUUUCACGGUCAUUUUCUCCUAAACUGAAUUCUUGGGAAGGCAGAGAAGGAAUGCUGUAAACUGUGAAUGAUUCGUCCUACAUUACGAUUGCAACAAUACGAACUUCGCUGUUUUGUGUUUUGGCGGGCAAAAUCAGAAAAUCAGCAGAACACAUGCGCACGCUCGACUAUGUUGAGCAAGGUGUUCAAACGCUCUCGACAACGCUGAACAACACCUUGAACAAUAGGAAUGUUGUGUGACUCCGCUCGACUUUUUUAAACAUGUUCAAACUUCGCUCGACUGCUCUCGACUUCGCUUGACUGCUCUCAACAAGGUGUUCAAACGCUCUCGACUUUUACCCUCGACAAAAAUCUAGAGUAGUCAAGUGAAAGGUAGAGAGCGUUUGAAUGGGGCUUGACUGACCGAGUUAUUCUUCUUCCAUUUCAGUUGCAUCUGCUAACUUUGUUACUUCUUUACAAAUGCCCUCUUUUCUUAUAAUGUACUGCAGUCGGUCGUAUACAACCCUAACAUCCAUUCCAAUAAUGUUUUGGUUGACUAGCACUUCUUUAACUUUAUUUAUUUGAAUGUUGCCCUCCCUUAUUUGCUUUCCAAAUAAUUGUCUUAUUUGUACAUCUUUCAAAUCAUUGUUUUUUUCUGUCACCGCAGGUGUGUUCCGCAUUGCUUUUCUUAGAUAUGCCGAUGUUUUGGCCAAAUUAUCUUUCUUGUUUAGCACAAAAUAGUGCAUUUCUGUCGUUUUCAGGGUAUGGUUCAUAUGAGAAGCCAGGUUAGCCUUCAUUGCCGGGUCUGUCUUGUGAAUCUGUGACACAUUUUCUCAUCAAGGACGCAUUCAUAUGCUUUCCGGUGGCGCUCCUCCAGAAGGCUCCAAUCUGGUCACGCACUGAAGAAGACGACAUGGAUUGUCCUGUCCAAGAUAAAAAUACCUUGUCACUCCUUGUCCCACUGAUCUUCGCAAUGGUGCUUCUCAUUUUCUUCAUGAAAAUGUCCAAGUAGGUAUAAGUUACGAUUGGCAAACAAAGAACAGCAGGCCCACAUGUUUGGAUUGUUUUAUGGUCAAGCACUGACAUGACCAUCAUUACGCCACCUUUACUGCCUUUUUGACGUCCUCUCAAGCAAAAUUUGAGAUUGUUCCCGAUCUGCUAGCAUUGUCAAUUAAAAGGGAUGUUGCUAAGAAAUCCCUUACACAAGUGUAAUCCAACCUGCGAAGCUCAGUUUGUGUUGUUCUGGUGAAGGUGGAAAGAACUUUGGUAGCAUUUCUCACUGGAGCUGAUUGAUCAAAAAUCUAAAAGGAAUAACAUGAGUUGAAGGUAGCGAUUCAAGCCAAAGCGCAAAAAAUUGAUUUUCAUUUAUAUGUCAAAAUCAAGAGAGCAUCAAAUAUAAAAUAGUGGCUAUCAAAUAAUUUGGCUCAUCUUAACUCAAAAUGAACAACUUGGCUCAAAACAAACAAUGGGAGGAUAUAUUAUCAAAAGAAAACUUUUGUAGAAUUUAAUAACCCAUUUGGGUAUUUUGCAAACAAGUAACACUGGCGAAAAUAAAGGCUGAACACAUGGCACCAUCUUGAUGAACAUCUGGCCAAUCAAGGCGACAAGGAGCGCUCAACUUCCAAGUUUGUAAACAACACGUGUCAAGUAAAACCAGUCCUUCAAGCCUACAAGGCGAAAUUGGGCCCAAACAAGUAAAUAAUGUUGAAAAAUUCAUAACCUAAAAUUCAAUCUGUAAAAAAAACUUACCAGUAGGCAUUAGCUAGUAACGCAAGCCAUGAUUUCUCUCUCUUUAGUAAAAUUUUAAUUUCUAUGAUAAUAACUGCGGAUGGCAGGUGCUCCGAAUCUUCUGCAAAAACAUAGCGUGCGUGUAAACUUAAUGCAUCCGUUGCUAUAAAAUGCUAUAAAUCUAUCAAUCAAUCAAAAACUUUAUUAAUGUGUCAAAAAGUAUUAAGCUUACAAGCUAAUUGGGGACACAACAACAAAAAAGUAUAUAUAAUUGCAGUUACGCAGUCCCGACAUGAAGGUUUCAUGUUGUUUCUGCUUCUGCAGCUCUGCACACUACUUCUGAUAAACUUCUCCAUUCUUUGCGGUCCCUUGCUGUGGAUCGUAUCUUUUCAAAAUCUCCAUUGUUCUUUAUGUUCGGUAGUGGAAAAGACCUUUCCAUUGCUCUUGCUCUGGUGAUAUCUUUAUUUAAGGUUGUCACGAGAGUUUCUCUAGGUCUGCCUCUGAAUCCCCUCUCCGAUCCCUCAAAGUAAAAUCUCAUUGCCUUCACAGCUGGUGUAUCGUCGGACAAACGCAAUAUGUGACCAAACAGCCGCCAUCUCCCCUUGAGGAUGUCAAUUGAAAUUGGUCCUUCUUCGCAUCUUUUGUACAAGUUCUGAUUGGAGAUCUUGUUAGGAUAAUUUUUUCCUAUUAGCUGUCUCAGUUGCUGUCUGUGAAAAGCAUCUAGACCUUUCGUAUCUUUUUGUGUCAGUCCCCAAGUAGAGCUGUUAUACAUCAGAACUGGUUUUACAAGUGUUCUGUAAAGCUUGAGGCGAAGUUUCUCGCUGACGUGGUCUUUUCUGAUCCAGAUGUGAUUUAAUCUAUUCAUGGAUGCUAUCGACAACUGUUUUCUUCUAUGUAUAUCUUCCGUAUCACCUAACAGAGAGCCUAGCUUUUUAACUGCCCUCCAUCGCUCUGUGUUUCUGUCUCCUCAAAAUAUUUCUGUUUGCUCUGUUUUGCUGUUGUUUACUUUCAAAUUAUCUCUAAGCAGAAUCUCUCCAAUCUUUUCUGUGAUGAUAUUCUUCUCCAAUUCACUAGUUGUGAGGAAAUCAGCGUCGUCUGCGUAUAUAGCUUCCUGAGGUAGAAAUGUUGGAGACCAGUUACCAUUUUCUUCGUGAUCUUUACUGUUAAUCUCAUGUCUAAAAUUCCUUACUUUUCGGAGUGAUUCUUCAAAAGUAUAUAAAGUUAAAUUAAAGCAUAAAAUAUGAAAUUACAGUAUAAUUAUUAAAACAUAAAAAUUUCUAAAAAUCCUGUGUACAACUAAACUACAGUCUGCAGUCUAAAAGAGUUUCUUCUUAUAUCCAUUCUUCUUAUACAUCUUUUGAAUUGGUUUAUUUUUGGCACCUCCUUGAUUGCUCUCUUUAAUUUGCUCCACAGAUAUGGGCCAAAGUAUGUUACUCAAUGUUUAACUUCUUUUACUGUAAUUUCAGAAUUACAAAGUUGCUGUUUUUAAAUCAUAAGGAGUUUCUUUUAUUGCAAACAUAUCCUUUAUAAAAUGUGGGGCUAUGCCGUUUUAAACUUUCUUUCUUUCAAACCUAAUGUUCUUUAUUACAACUUCAUCAAUUGGAUCUGGAUUAAAGGACGGAAGGGCAGAGGCAUUUGACACAUUCCAUAAGAAUAACUUUGAUGUGCAGGAAACCACUGAUUCAAAUUUUUGUAGACCAUGUUCGAUAACAUCUUAAAGUGAAGAGAACUCCACCAACAUGGUUGCAGUUUCCAAAGCCACCAAGACAAAUGCCAGCAGGACAAGAACAGGCAGCAGAGCAAACAUCACCAGAAAGAUUUGAAAGCUUUAAAAUUACUUUAUAGAGAACCUUCUUCAUACAUGCCUUGACACGAACAUUAAAGAAAGUAAACUCCUUGUUCUUAGCUAUAUUUAUCUUUUUGAUAAACCCUGCAAAGAUAUAUUGAAAUACUUUCAGUUUCUUGUAGGCAGUACUCUUAAGAAGUAUGUGCUUAAAUUUUGAUGUCCGAAUAACCCAAUAUUCAAAGAGCUGGAGAAAAGUAAAAUUUCACUUAAAUCAGCUGUCCAAGGAUGAUGCUUGCACUGAUCAUAAAAAGCCUCAAAUAUGAAAUCAAUUUCGUGACAAAGGAAGGAGGACUCAUCUGAAAUGUCAUUGGAUUGAGAAUUGAAACUCUUUGCAUGGCAAAAGACAGCAAAUGCAUGAGGAAUAAUGUCGGCUUUGAUAUCAGCAGUUUUCUCCCUGUACUGUACAAGAAUAUGCUUCAAAUAUUUAAUAGUCAGUGUCUCAAGAUCUUCUAGACAAUCAACUUUUCUUCCCUUUGGCAGCAACAAUUUGAAUGCAUCCAUUUCCAUUGGAAAUCAGACGAAAAAAAUCUCUAAAAUGUAGAAAUAUAUGGUCGACUCUGUAGAUAUCUAAAGGGGCCCGAUACGUUUGCACAGCUGACUACAUCAGUUGCCUCAAUUUGAAGCCUUUGUCUCUCUUUCAAAAACUGCAUGCCGUAAUUCGUAAGCACAGUCUCCAGUGAUAUUGCUCAUUGUCAUUGGUUCUCAACUCAAGCUUCUCUAUUCUUUCACUUACUACGUCAAUAUCACCAUUAUUUUCUGACGCUCUUUUCUCUAAACCCAUGAUGCCCAGUUUGUAAUUCUCCAUAAGAACAACUUUGGCCUCCAGCAUUUCGCUCUUCAAUCUCUGUUGAUUAAUAAUAUUUUUCAAAGCACUGACAUCAUCUUUCGUAGCUAAACUAGCUAAUUUUCUGUUGAGAAUUUUUGAAAUUGCCUUAAGCAUUUCUUGGUUGGAUUGCUCUACCAGAUCCUACCAGAUCCUGAUGGAAAGAGGCCACAUUUUUCAUGGUGUCAAAUUUGACAAGGAAUGGAAUGCUGUUACUUGGUGAUGCCACUGGUUAUGAAAUUGCAACACCAGUUCACACCAAAAUUGUAAAACCCACAUUGGAUAGAGAUCAGCAGUUUGAUGGACCAGUUAUUUACCGUCUGUUCAGAACAAAAAUUUUGUACAUUUUGCCAGACCAUGAAUUAUUUCCAGCAUCAUAUAUUCCAAGAUCAUAAAGCCGCUAACUCAAAAAACGCCAAAUUUGAUAUUGAAACAAUGUUCAUUGACUCUGAUUGAGACGAUUUCCCAUUGUAUACUUCUGAAAUGGCAGCUGCUGUAUCAGCAAUUACUAGAAGAUGACAAAAAAAACAACAUGGUCAUUUGACGCAUGUAACUCAAAAUGCAACAGAGCGAGCAUUGAUGACAAAGAAUAUUGUUGUUGUUAGGCGAAAAAAGUUGUGGGAAGAUGAAAUUGAGAAAAUCAAUUUGUUUAACGAUGCAGCUGGAUGCGGUGAUAAUGAUACAAACAUUGAAAUACAGUUUGUUGGAGAAAAGGGCGUUGAUGGAGGUGGGGUAUGCAGAGAACUUUUCUGUAAAUUGUUUGAGAAUUCAGUAGAUAAGAAGAUGACAGGAGCUGAAAAUAAACUAACUUUUAAGCAUGAUUCACAGCAAUUUGAAAAAACGAGUAUUAUUCUUUGGGAAAGGCUAUUGCACUGUAUUUUUUGAAUGGAUGUGAUGGACCCCACAACUGGUGCAAAAAUCUCAUUGAACACACUCUUGAUCCUGAUGACAAGAUAAUUCAGUUUCAAAUACAAGCAAUCCCAGGAGUUAUAGUUAGAGCAGCUGUCAUGAAAUUAGAUUCAACCAAAGAUCAAGAAAGUAUGGACAUAUUGCUCAAGUAAGAUGUUCUGUUUGAUGCAAGAUUUGAUAUAGAGGCUGGUUUUAAUGCCACUAAAGUCCUGUUCAAAAAGAAAAACAAUCUCAUUCAGAAGAUAGCAAAAUACUUUAUAAUAUACAGACAACAGUUGUGGUAUAAAGAAGACUGUCUAAAUGAAAAUAUUUCUACCAUAAACUGUCAAAUAUCAUGUGCAGAAACAAAGCUAGAGUCUAAUAGAUACAACAUGGCUGAUUUAUGGUUCGAAUAGCAAAUUUAUGAAUUUUAUCAAAAUUUAUCAUUAUUGCUGUAUAUUGUAAAUUUCAAUUAUUGCAAUUCAAAUUCCUGUGAUGUUUGUCUUAUAUGGAGACACCAAACUGGACAUUACUAACACUUUGUAUAUAGGUUGAGGUGGAUGCCUAAAAUGUGAUAUUUACGUUAAUAACAUAUACAAACCUUUUUUCAGGCGUUUUGCACUUGAAACUGUAUUCAUGGAGUCUGACACAAUUAAUAUCAAGAAAGUUGGUCACGAUUUAGAUUCUGCUGUUAGUUCAGCACUUGGAGACAUUUUCCAGAGAACAAGUAGGCUCUUUUGCACGCAACCUCUGCGAAAAGCUGAAGAAAGAAAAUUGAAGACACUAGGUGCCAACCAAUCCAGCAACCAUUAAACUAAUAAUGUCUGAUAUAUAUAUGGAGCACGGUCAGGCCCAGUCGAGCAACUUGGUCUUGCUGAUGCAGAUGAUUGUUGGACUUUGAUACUAAAUUGGUUAGCUUGGAGGUGGUGUGGGAUAUUCUCAUCCCAGAAUUCCAUUCAUGGUUUGCGAAAAUGAGAGCAGACAAGUUUAAGUCGAAUCUAGUUCUCAGUGGAAGAAAGUCAUUGAGUAUCACUGGCAGAUUUUACACGAAUGGCUUGGAGAGUGCACAUCAUCUGCAAAAGAAAUUCAGCCGAGAGGAGACUACUCCCAAGAAUGUUGCAUACGUCAAUGUCAUGCUACAACAGUGAUCUGAUGAAUAUUACAAUGAACCCAGGAAAUGGAGUGUAUAGAGCCCAAUACGACGCCAGCAGCAUGUUGACGUGUUUUUCAACUUCAGGCCAAGCCAGAGUCAGCUCUUUGAAAAAAACAAGUGGCAGCUGGUCUAAAGAAAGCCCCAAGAGCAGAAAGAAGAUCAGAAAAAGCUGACCCAGAGCUUUUUGUUAAUCGUGUCAUUGGGGUAGAGCAAAGGACUUGCCAGGUUACCCCAAUCAAAGUAGAAAAAGUCCAGCCUAGUGCAUCUGCACAUCCAGAACUAGAAGACUAAUAGGUAGUUCUUCCUAAAGAGGGAUCAGCAACAGCAGAUGGGUGUGAUCCUGUGAAUUCGGACAGACCCAUGAAGAAAGCAUUUCAUUUGGUGCAUCGUCAGGAUAAUAAGAAUGCCCCAGCAUCAGUGAAGCGUUGCCAUAGCUGCAAAAGAUUAUUUACAGAUAAUGAUUAGGUUUUGGUCAAAACAGAGGACACGGGGAAUACACAAACAAGCAAGGGAAGCAACUUUUCUAUCAUGGAAAUGUAUGCAUUCACUACUUCCGUCAGUGUCUAGUUGAAUUUCAGCAAAAUUUUAAAUAUUCAAUGAUAACUGUUCUAAGAUCACCGAUAAAUUUACUGCCAAAAGGAUCUGCAAAACUGUUUUCUGAUCAAGGCUGCAAUUUGGAAUAGGGACAAGUUGAAGGAUUUGUGUUUGUUAUGUUUUAUAUUAACAUCUGUUGAUUUUUCCUUUAAACCUAACUACCUUAGAAAAGGAGAAAUACUUGCGUUUACCCAGUUUUUAUGUAAAAACUGGUUUUUAGAUUCUAUUUCAGCAAUUCUAUUUUUAAUCACAUCAUAAUUACAUGUGUUAUAGCUUUCUGCCAUAUUAAAGGCACAAUACAAAAAGAAAGGGUCCUUCACUGCCAGAGGAGAUUUCUAAAGACAAUCAAGUAAACUUGCAAUUAACCUAAAAUACAUACAACGGCACAACUAGGUAUAACUUUCAACAAAGUAUACUUUUUUGGCUUAAUUGUUGAUUAAUUACUGGAGUUCAAGCACAGAUGCUUGAGCUUUUUCCAGUGGCUUACUAUAAUCAUUACGUCGCCCAUCAGAUGUCCUUAUGUGCAUCAAGGUCAGCAAACGAAAUUCCACGCGUAGCAAAUUUUUUGGAACAACUGAUAAAAUUGUAACAUUCUUCCGUAGCAGUCGUAAACGAGCAAAUCAUCUUGGACAUAACCUGCCCAAGCCUGGGGACACUCGUUGGUUGUCACGCGACUCAGCAAUUCGAGUGAUUGACAAUUGCUGCAAAACCAUUGGAACAGUUUUAUUUGAAAUUGCCAAUGACAGGAAAGAAAAGGCCAAAACUUAAAGUUUGUCGAGAGCCUUAGGGAUUCAAAUACAAGAGAUUGAAUUUAUAUUUAUGCUAAAACUAUACCGAAAAAUAUUCAAGCACUGUACGCCUAUGAUUACAGUGAUGCAAAUGUUUAAUGACUUUCAUACGGCCUUGUAUGAUUUUGAUUUCAAUCAAAUUUUGGAGGAUAGUAUGCAGUUAGACCCAAUAAUCCCAACAGUUUGUGCCAGAGUUGGGUGGAAGAAUAUGGAGGUAGCCAUAGAUGGCCCAGGAAAACUGGAAGAUUUCCCUUGUUGAACUUGGGAAAAAAAUAGUGACAAUGUUUUUAUCCCAACUAGCCUGGCGCUUGAGAAGUUUAAGUGGGUUAACCUCGUUCACCCCACAAAGUUUUUUGAGAGGAAAUUCGCAACUUCUAGUGAGCAACGAGCUUUACUAGCCGAGCUGCGACAGCUCUAUCCAUUUGGUGUUAUGGACCCUGUGGCAACCAAGUAUAACCUCAAUCUUUUAUAUAAAAAUUCUGAAAUAGCGAUUCUGCUAAAGAAAGUUGUCCGGGAUAGAGAUGAAAUAAUUUCAAGAAAUUUCACGAGUUUCAAAAAGUUGCAAACUGCAGACAGAGAGGAAAGUUGUUUGAUUGAAACUGAAGAAAUGGAAGAACGAGAUGAAAUUUCAACCAGAGCAGCCAACUGGCGAAAUAGAGCCGGUCCCAGAAGAAAUUGCGACUAUACAAGACCUUUUAACGGUGAUAAAAAGGGCAGAGCUUGAAGAUGCCCUUCUUCAAGCUGUUCAUUUGCUUGAGCUGGCAGUUGUUAUUCCACUGACAAGUGUGCAUUGUGAGCGGAUAUUCAGCAGACUGAAGAGGUUGAUUUCAAGCAGCAGGGCGAAUAUGAUGCAAACUAGAAAGGACAAUCUUGUUUUCUUACAUGUGGAACAUGAAUUGUUAAGAAAUCUUGCCAAAAAUUCAUCUUUUAAGGAUGUCAUUGUAGAUAGAUUCAAAGCUUGUAACCAGCGAAGAUAUGAUAGAUUUUCAAAGAAGUAAAUAGACUGUUUCAAGCGAACAUUUGUGAAGUUUUUUAGAUAUUUGGAAAUAAUUGAUAACAUAAUAUAAACUCUUUAGUGGAUUAUUACCGAAAACAUCUCAAGUAAUUUCCAAAAAGGUGAGGCAUUUUGGGCGUGGCUUCUUCUAGUUACCUUGAAUACCAAUUGAAUUUUGCUCCCAGCCGCCCCUGGCAAACCCCUCUGUGACAAGCCAUAACAGCUAACUUUGUAAAAUCAUGAUCCUUUGGCAAAAUCGCAGGAUAUAUCUCUCCAUAGGCCACUUCAGAAUUUCUGAAUCGUCCCUUGCAUCUGGCAAUUCCUUCUGCAUCAACAAACAAACAAAGAUUCUUUUCUUAGUAACUGUAACACUUGUUCGAUGUGAUAUAAUGUUGAAUUUCCAAAAUCCA
This is a messenger RNA of Rhopilema esculentum, 31495 nucleotides long. The record is from RefSeq and is a predicted model, not a curated record. Lineage: Eukaryota; Metazoa; Cnidaria; Scyphozoa; Rhizostomeae; Rhizostomatidae.